Neomonachus schauinslandi (Hawaiian monk seal) is the source of this 1342-nucleotide messenger RNA. It is a transcript of the gene SLC25A27, whose product is annotated as solute carrier family 25 member 27. Gene Ontology annotation, biological process: response to cold. The record is from RefSeq and is a predicted model, not a curated record. Lineage: Eukaryota; Metazoa; Chordata; Mammalia; Carnivora; Phocidae. Bases 86 to 1057 code for a protein of 323 amino acids. The transcript has 9 exons.
CGGGCGGCCCUGGCAGAGUGGCAGGCCAGCCGUGGCGCUGGGCGCCGGCCAGAAGGGGUAUAUUAUCGUCCCGUCUUGCUGCUGAAUGUCGGUUCCAGAGGAUGAGGAGAGGCUUUUGCCGCUUGCCCAGAGAUGGCCCCGAGCGAGCAAGUUCCUCCUGUCAGGCUGCGCGGCUACCGUGGCCGAGCUAGCAACCUUUCCCCUCGAUCUCACAAAAACUCGACUCCAAAUGCAAGGAGAAGCUGCCCUUGCUCGGUUGGGAGACAGUGCAAGAGAAUCUGCUCCCUAUAGGGGCAUGGUACGCACAGCCCUAGGGAUUAUUCAAGAAGAAGGCUUUCUAAAGCUUUGGCAAGGAGUGACACCUGCCAUUUACAGACACAUAGUGUACUCCGGAGGCCGCAUGGUCACUUACGAACAUCUUCGUGAAGUUGUAUUUGGCAAAAGUGAAGAUAAGCAUUAUCCCCUUUGGAAAUCAGUAAUUGGAGGUAUGAUGGCUGGUGUUGUUGGCCAAUUUUUAGCCAACCCAACUGAUCUAGUGAAGGUUCAGAUGCAAAUGGAAGGAAAAAGGAAACUUGAAGGAAAACCUUUGCGAUUUCGUGGUGUGCAUCAUGCAUUUGCAAAAAUCUUAUCUGAAGGAGGAAUACGUGGGCUUUGGGCAGGCUGGGUACCCAAUAUACAAAGAGCAGCACUGGUGAAUAUGGGAGAUUUAACCACUUAUGAUACAGUGAAACACUAUUUGGUACUGAAUACACCACUUGAGGACAAUAUCAUGACUCAUGGUUUAUCGAGUUUAUGUUCUGGACUGGUAGCUUCUAUUCUGGGAACCCCUGCUGAUGUCAUCAAAAGCCGAAUAAUGAAUCAACCACGAGAUAAACAAGGAAGGGGACUUUUGUAUAAAUCAUCAACUGACUGCUUGAUUCAGGCUGUUCAAGGAGAAGGAUUCAUGAGUCUAUAUAAAGGCUUUUUACCAUCUUGGCUGAGAAUGACCCCUUGGUCACUGGUGUUCUGGCUUACUUAUGAAAAAAUCAGAGAGAUGAGUGGAGUCAGUCCAUUUUAAGCCCUUAAAGAUGCAGCCCUUAAAGAUACUGUGUUCAGUAUCAUUGAAAUAUGGGCAUCUACAACACACACCCCUAUUAUUUCUACCUCUUUAGGAAGACACCUUACUCCACAGAGACUGUGAUUUAUAGGGGGCAGCACUUUAUUUUUCUCUGGAAACCCAAGUUCUCUUUGACUCCUCUUUUUGUUCAAAAGCAAUCUGGUUGGAUUACACAAGGCCACCUAAUGAGACCCGGCACAGAAUUUCAAGAAGAUUUGAAUCCUGAGCACUUAUCUUGGGCGAGAA